Messenger RNA from Prunus armeniaca (apricot), 273 nucleotides. The record is from the annotation of a GenBank genome assembly. Lineage: Eukaryota; Viridiplantae; Streptophyta; Magnoliopsida; Rosales; Rosaceae.
AUGGGAGAGAGGGGCAUGGCCUGGUGGAUCUGGGCAGUGCGUAUGUCGGAAUUGGGCGGUAUGGGGAGAUCAAAUAGAGAGACGGCGGCGGCAUGGGAGAAUGGGAGAGAGGGGCAUGGCCUGGUUGAUCUGGGCAGUGCGUAUGUCGGAUUUGGGCGGCGUGGGGAUCAAAUAGAGAGACGGCGGCGGCAUGGGAGAAUGGGAGAGAGGGGCAUGGCCUGGUGGAUCUGGGCAGUGCGUAUGUCGGAUUUGGGCGGUGUAGGGAUCAAAUAG